Molecule: messenger RNA, 913 nt
Organism: Pelodiscus sinensis (Chinese soft-shelled turtle)
Lineage: Eukaryota; Metazoa; Chordata; Testudines; Trionychidae
Source: RefSeq, a predicted model, not a curated record
GUAAAUGGUCUGUGGACCUUUUUACACAAAGAAAGGAUGUUUUCAGACUUUGCUGCCUUGCUAUCCUUCCUCCCCUUCCUGGACAGCUUUACUGUGAUUAUACCUGCACAAAGACUCCUGUUUCUGCUAUAAUGACUACAAAGAAGUAAUGAUGCAAAUGGUGACUGGCACUCUGUUUUGGGGAAACUAUGUGAUUUUGGUGGUGGUUCCUAGCAUCAGUCCAAGUCUACACCACAUCUGUAAAUCAACCUUAGUUACACUACUUCAGUUGUGUAGAAUCAUAGAGGGGGAAGAGACCUCAGGACGUCAUCAAGUCCAGCCUCUUGCCCAAAGUUUGGCUUCACCAAGUCAGCAUAUUGUAAAAAGAAGCGAAGUGGCACCCAACAAACCUAAAACAAAGCUGGAAGAUAUAUCAGAAUCUCUGUUCAAUUUCUUCAAUCCAGUAACGUGUCGUCCCAAAGAAGAUCAAACAGUAGUCGCUUGCCAUGCAGGAGACAAUAUUAACGAGACCACUUGUCUGAAAAAUAGAUGUUGUCACUCUUCCAAAAAAAGCAGUCAACUCAAGUGCUACGCCCCGCUCAAAGACAACUAACUGGUCCUUGCUGCGAACGUUUAUCCCUCAAGAAGAACUCCCUUCUCUCCUUGGAAGCAAGAAAUCUGAGGCUGCAUCUUUCGUUUUCAUGAGUAUCUGAGACAUGGAUGUACGGUCUUACCGUGUGGGCACUUGGAAUUCCCUCCCUCCCUCCCACAAGGAGACAAUAAAAUCAAAGUAAAAUAAACGUAUUCAAUAAAGGUUCUGCCAGCCCUGUAGGGUUUUGAAUCUACUUCUGACAAUAUUGACAGAGAACCAUUGUCCUCAAGUGCAAAUCAGGUGUAAACCCACUGAAGUCAAUGAACUGGAGUUAACGUGAGA